This is a messenger RNA of Plasmodium knowlesi strain H, 1926 nucleotides long. RefSeq names its product conserved Plasmodium protein, unknown function. The coding region runs from base 1 to 1926 and encodes 641 amino acids. The record is from RefSeq and is a predicted model, not a curated record. The transcript has a single exon. Lineage: Eukaryota; Apicomplexa; Aconoidasida; Haemosporida; Plasmodiidae.
AUGUCCGACUUCCUGGGCACGAAACUGACCAACCACGAUGUGAAUGAAGUCAGAAGGGAGUUUCGCAGAAAGAGGAAGUACAACCACUGCGAUGAGUACGACUUUUAUGUGUACUACAAAAAUUUGCUAGCGGAAGAAAGGAAGAAAAGGGAAAAGCGCGAAAGAAGUAAAAGGCGGAAGGAAAAAGAGCAGGCGGAAGGAGAGGAUCAAUUCAAGCCCAGCAAUUACAUAUCGAGCAGAUACAAGCGAAAUGAACAUGUAACAAAAAAAGGAAUUUAUGACUACAUCGAUGAGGAGGAUAGUAUUUAUGAAGACAUAAUCACAAGGGCGCACUUUGAUGAUAAAGCGAAUUAUGCAGAUGAUCUCCAGUUUAGCUUUUUCAACGAGAGUGUGUCCUACGCACUGUUGAGAAACAACAAUUAUAUUGAUGGUAUUCCCAUCGGUAUAGACAUGAAACUGGAAAACAAGUACAUAAAGGAAGAUGUAUCUAACGUUAGCAGAGUCAAUGAUGUUGAUAAACACGAUUGUGCCACAUCGAUAGGUCCUAGUACAUAUGUUACUUUCCCCCUUCGCACAUUGUCUAGCCUUGAUGAAAAGCCAAAACCACAGGUGCAGAAGAACGGUAGAAAGGAGUCCAGAAAAGAUGAUGUGUUCGAAGGAAACUCUCCCCAAAGGAGAAAACAGAUGGGUCCUAAGCUACCAACCAUUUUCGAAGAAAUUAGACAGAAAAUAGGAGAACAAACAAAUAUAAGGGAAAGAAACGAAAAUGAAUACAUAAACAUUUUAUCUUCCCGGAAUCGUCUCAUUUCCAUAAAAAUGGAAGAACAGAAGACGUUUGAAAAAUUAAUUAAAGAGAUUUAUAAGCCAAAAAAUAACUUCGAAGGGGUCUUUUAUAAAAAGAAGGAAAAUAGUAUUGACCAAAUGAAGAAGCGUGAAUUUAAUCGCCUCAGGAAGGAUUUCCUUCUACCACACAGAAAGGCAAUCCACGAUGAGGGGUCAAUAGAGGCGCGUACACAAAUCGAAAUAACGACGACUGGAAAGAAACAAACGCUUGGGCAAAUGGAUUAUGAAGACUAUUCUGAUAGCUCUCUAGAAAAUGCAUACACAAGUUCAGCACGGAGAAAUACAAAUAAGGGUUAUUAUGCCAUGGUUCUCGACAGGAAGAAUAGACAAAGCCAAGAGAGUUGCAUAAUUCCAUAUAAUACAUUCAGUAUGGAUGACAGCGGUGAGGAGGACGUGUUCCUUCUGUAUAACCCAUCACAGAAUCAAGCGGAAGAAGUGGUACUCCGGCGCUGUAAAUUUUAUCGCACACUUUUCAGGAGCAGAGACGUAGAGAGACCUGACAGUCGCGCCAUUACAGACGAGAUAGAAGAUCUAAACAUGAGGUACGAAAAGUUAAUUAACCCAAACGUAGAGACGAAGCUGAGCAAAAGCGAGUUACUCGAAUUGUAUGCGCCCAAGAAGAGCUGGGUACAAAGCGGCAGUUCCUUAACGCACGAUGGGAAGGAGACGGAAAACGAAAUCUACGUCUUGAAGAAUAAAAUAAAUUUUAACAACGACUUGAAGAAAAAAUAUAGGUUUUAUUUUUAUUGCAGAAUGAAGGAGGGAAAGAUGAAUAUGGACGGAAGCCUGAGCAGAUGUGUGAACAACAUUCUGAACGCAGCAGAGAGGGCAGAAUUUGAAGAAUUAAUGGGAAAACUAAAAGUUUACUACCUCGACUUUUACAACAGAGAAAUUGCAAAUGAAGAUGUAAGCACCAAUUUCCAGAUCCAGGAAUACGAAUUUGCGAAAGGCCUGUGCGAGAAACUAGGCAUUUCGGACCCUUCCUCGGGGGACCAAAGUGGCGCCCAAAAGAAAGAACGGUCCAUCUUGGACGAUUUUUUAAAAAUCCCACAGUUCGUUUUUGAUGCCAUUUUUUGCGCAUAA